AUGGAAAAAAAUAACGAUAAUGUAACAAAUAAUUCCAAUUAUGACGAUGCAUCUGAAAAAGCGACCAACAUAUUGGAAAAUUUACAACCGAACAAUAAAAAAAAUGCAGUCGGGGGAGAUGAUAAUAAAAAAGAAGAAGAAGAGAAAACAUUAUCGGAAGAAGAAGAAGAUGAUCAAUUUUCCGAAGAUUUAUACACGGCCAUCAAUUACAACACAAUCAAUUCUUUAGUGGCAUUAAAAGAAAUAUUGGGAACGGGUGAUACUGAAAACAUUGGCGAUAGUUCGUGGUUUCAGUAUCAUUUUUUACAACACGUUAAUCGUUUGCCGAGUAGAUCAAAUUAUCCAAGUGCAUGGUCACCGUGGGAGGGUAACAGACGAAGAUUGUCCGAGUGUAAAGAAGAAGACGAAGAUGCGGAGGACAAAGAGGAAGAGAAGAAAAAAACGGAGGGAAACGAUUCGGAAAAUGUCGAAACAAAAAUCGAUAGUAAAAUUUCGACCAUAAGUCCGACGCCUCCUCAGACGCCGAAAACUCCCCCUUCUACGACUCCCAAGACACCGUCGACACCAUCUUCAAGACCAACAACUCCUACUGGUUUUACAGCACCAUUGAGACGUAGAUUUGCCAGUGUUGGAAACGUUGGAAGAGAAUCGCCAGGUACUUUAGUAUCGAGUUUACCACAAUACGGAUCCAUGGAACCGGUCGGUAAUUGGUAUUCUACGAGUCGAACCUCUCCAUUGCCUUCUCCACAUUUAGACAAAAGGUUUUUCGAUUGUUCCCUUAUAGAAAUGAAAAGUCAAGCAUCAUCAUCAUCGACUCUCGAUUACGAUUCAAUGGACGAAGUUUGGGUUAAAAGAAAUGAUGUUAAUUUCACACCAGAAACAAAAGAACUCGGAUCUCAACCUUUGCCUGUGAUUGCUGUCGAGGAUCAUAUGACCCCAGGAGCAGAAACUCAAAUGAGACCCAGAGCGGGUACGUGGUCUAUGCCAUCACGUUCAAGAAGGCAAAAAACAACAUCGACAUCUUCACAACCGGAUAGUAAUUCUAGUUCUGGAAGAGUAACGCCGACACCUAGUACCGGGGAUGACAUAUUAACAAACGUGUCGCCAUCUCGUAAAGCUCAAACAAUAUUUGACGCAUUUAGACCCCGUUCAAAAUCCGAUGCAUCGAAAAAUAAAAAACCGAGCAAUAUAAUAAGUCAAAUGAAAAACGCCAUGCACAGAGCAUCGGGAUCAUCUCAAUCAUCUCAGAGUAGAAGUUCAUCGAUUGAUGGAUCAUCCGAAGAAAGGGAAAAGGAUAAACACCACCACCACCACCCCCACCACUCGAACAGAUCUCGUGCCGGAUCGGAAGUUAAAGAUAGGCAAAGAAAUAUGGCGGAUGGUGUUGGUAAAGACAAACAUCAUCCUCAAAGGCCUAGAGCGGGUUCCGAUAGCGGUAAAGGUACCGUAUCGAAAGUUAUGGAUUUGUUCAGGUACAGAAGUCACAGCGCAGUUUCCGCCGAGGAUAAAAGAAAAGCGGUGAGUUUUCUUUUUAUUGUUUUUUAA
Molecule: messenger RNA, 1545 nt
Organism: Pediculus humanus corporis (human body louse)
Lineage: Eukaryota; Metazoa; Arthropoda; Insecta; Psocodea; Pediculidae
Exons: 5
Coding region: 1-1545 (514 amino acids)
Source: RefSeq, a predicted model, not a curated record